AUGGUAGUAGCUACAAUCAAGUGUGUCGUCGUGGGUGAUGGUGCUGUUGGAAAGACGUGUCUCUUGAUCUCAUAUACGACCAACAAAUUCCCCUCCGAAUAUGUUCCCACCGUCUUCGAUAACUACGCGGUGACUGUGAUGAUCGGUGACGAGCCGUACACACUGGGACUCUUCGAUACUGCCGGUCAGGAAGAUUACGAUCGCCUGCGCCCUCUUUCAUAUCCGCAGACAGACGUUUUCCUGGUCUGCUUCUCCGUCACCUCUCCCGCUUCCUUUGAGAACGUCAGGGAGAAAUGGUUUCCCGAAGUCCACCACCACUGUCCGGGCGUCCCGUGUCUUAUCGUCGGCACCCAGACUGAUCUCCGCGACGACCCGGCCGUUCGCGAGAAGCUCGCGAGACAGAAAAUGCAGCCCAUUCGGAAGGAAGAUGGUGAUCGCAUGUGCAAGGAACUGGGCGCAGUGAAAUAUGUCGAAUGCUCCGCUCUGACUCAGUACAAACUGAAGGACGUUUUUGACGAGGCCAUCGUUGCAGCGCUGGAGCCAGCUCCGAAGAAGAAGUCCAAGUGUGUUCUGCUGUAG
This is a messenger RNA of Monascus purpureus, 579 nucleotides long. NCBI's taxonomy places the organism in Eukaryota, Fungi, Ascomycota, Eurotiomycetes, Eurotiales, Aspergillaceae. The record is from the annotation of a GenBank genome assembly.